Messenger RNA from Helianthus annuus (common sunflower), 2979 nucleotides. RefSeq names its product receptor-like protein EIX2. The record is from RefSeq and is a predicted model, not a curated record. Lineage: Eukaryota; Viridiplantae; Streptophyta; Magnoliopsida; Asterales; Asteraceae. The transcript has a single exon. Bases 1 to 2979 code for a protein of 992 amino acids. Gene Ontology annotation, molecular function: protein binding.
AUGGCACACCUAUGGGGUAGUGGCUUCUUUCUCUUCUUCAUCUUUGCAACUACAAACCCUUGUUUUGGCUGCUUAGAACAUGAGCGGCAGGCUCUAACACAGUUUAAAAACAGUCUUACAUCAGACUCUUCAAAUCGAUUAUCAUCGUGGACUGGAAACAACUGUUGCCAGUGGCUUGGUGUGGGUUGCAAUAACGCCACCAGACGUGUGACUAGGCUUGAUCUCAGAACCGAUGCUGAGCAGUUACAGGGAAACGAGUUGAGCACGAGUUUGUCCGAGUUAACUCAUUUGAGCUACCUGGACUUGAGUGGAAACUAUUUUGGUGGCGGUCCGAUUCCUGAGUUCAUCGGGUUGAUGACACGGCUCGAGAUUCUGAACCUUUCUUCUGUAGGCUUUUCCGGUGUUGUUACACAUCAAAUUGGAAAACUUUCAAGUUUACGUGUACUUGAUCUCGGUGAUCAUCAUGGCGGUAGCCUGGAACUAAUCGUUGAUGAUUUUAUCUGGGUGUCGGGUCUUUUGUCACUGGAAUAUCUUGAUUUGAGUAGGGUGAAUGUUAGCGGUGCUCGCGAUUUCGAUAAGGUACUGUUGUAUAUGAUCCCUUCUUUACUAGAGUUACACUUGUCGAAUUGUGAGCUAUCGAAUUCUCAUUUUGAUCGAACUCAUCUUGAUUCUAAUCUUACGCGUUCCACCAUACAAACACUUGAUCUUAGUUGGAAUUUGUUCGAAGGAGAAUUCCCCCGGUUUUUACAAAACUUGACCUCUUUAAGGGUUCUUGAUCUUUCGGUCAACAAACUUAAUUCUUCAAUUCCUGUCAUGAACAACGUUGUUGAACUCAAUCUUGCGAGCAACAGAUUCUCGGGUAUUCAAGAAACCGAGGCGUGGAGACUCUGUGAGUUAAAACAGUUGGAUCUUUCGUUCAACUAUAUGGAAGGGCCACUCACUAUGGUGUCCGCAUGCAGCCGAUAUGGACUCGAGAGACUGAUAUUAAACGACAACAAGUUACGUGGCGAAAUCCCUGCAUCUCUAGAAAGGCUUACAUCCUUGAGAGGACUUUAUCUUGAUUACAACUUGCUGACGGGAACAAUUCCGGAAUCUUUAGGAAACUUAACAAGUUUAACAGAACUAGUUCUAUCCGGAAAUCAAUUAACGGGUCCAAUUCCUACGUCUUUAGGAAAUCUAGUGAUGUUACGAAGACUAGAUUUAUCUGAAAACGUGUUAAACGGGAGUAUUCCAUUCUCCAUUGGACGACUACCGAAUCUAGAGAUCUUGUAUUUGAGCUUCAAUUCUUUGUCUUCAAUCCCAUUCUCCAUAGGAAACCUGUCAGAACUCAAGUUUCUUGAUUUAUCAUCGAACUUAUUACAAGGGCCUCUUCCGGAUUCCACCGGACAACUUUCUAAACUUCGGUUUCUUGACAUAUCGAACAAUUCUUUAUCUGGUGUAGUCACCGAAGCACAUUUUUCAAACACAUCCGCGUUGAUACAUUUAGCUGCAACCUCGAACCACUUUUUAAACCUCAAGAUUUCACCCAAUUGGAAGCCACCUUUCCAAAUAAGAAACGUUCUGCUCGGAUCUUGCAAAAUCGAAUCAGAGUUUCCUCCAUGGAUUCAAACACAAAAGAAUCUGGCAAUUCUGAGCCUUUCAAACACGAGCCUUUACGGACCUCUUCCAGAUUGGCUUUAUGGGCUACCUGUUAUUGCCAUCCUGGAUCUCUCCCAUAACUCUCUGAAUGGUCCCCUGACAAACCUUCCAUCCAACCAAACAACCAACACGACCAAGCAAUCAAUGACUUUUACUGAACGGUUGGCGGAUUACGAGAGAGUGUCAAGAUUACUACUUCUUAAGAACAAUCUCUUCAACGGGUCGAUUCCAGAUUCAUUGUGCAACACUGCAGAUUUAGUUAUUCUCGAUCUUUCGAGAAAUAUGUUGUCAGGUAACCUCCCAGAUUGUUUUGGAAAUUUCAGUGAUCUAAUGGUCUUGAUAUUAAGUUCCAACCGGCUAUCGGGAACCAUUCCAUCCUCUCUAGGGAAACUCGGUUCUUCCAUACAAUGGCUACAUCUAAACAACAACUCUUUCCAUGGUGAACUUCCAGAAACCCUAUCGAAUUGCACAAGUCUAGACGUUCUGGAUUUAGGAGAAAACAGAUUCUCCGGAACCAUACCGAAAUGGAUCGGAGAAAAGAUCAAAUAUCUAGUUGUUCUUAGGCUACACAACAACAACUUCACCGGUCAAAUCCCCGAACAAUUGUGCCAGAAUACAGACCUUCAAAUCAUGGAUUUUGGAGAGAACAAUUUAACCGGGGAGAUCCCUCGAUGUUUCGAAAACUUACGUGGAAUGACUGGAGGUGACUCCAACUUAUAUUUCUUCGGUGGGUUUGAGCAGAGUGUGAUUCAGGUAAUGAGAGGGGUACCACUUGAAUAUACAACAAUAAUGAGCUACGUAGUCAACCUGGACCUUUCAAGCAAUAAUUUGGUCGGAGAAAUACCCAAAGAGUUGACUUCGCUUUCAGGAUUGCUUGGUCUUAAUUUGUCAAACAAUCAUCUAACCGGUCGGAUCCCUGACGAAAUUGGUGAUUUGGGUUCGUUGAUGUCGCUUGAUCUUUCUGCAAAUGAUCUUUCUGGGAUGAUACCGCAGAGUAUGUCGUCUUUGACUUUUAUUAGUCACCUGAAUUUGUCGUACAACAAUUUAUCAGGGCGGAUACCGACUGGAAAUCAACUCCAGACACUCGUGGACCCUUGGAUAUAUGCCGGCAAUAAUGGGCUUUGUGGCAGUCCGUUACCCAAGAGUUGCAGCCGUAAUGAAACCUCCGAUACCGAGCCCGAAAACAUGGACAAAGACGAUGAUGAUGAUGAUGAUGUAGAGAGGAUAUGGAUUUACGCUAUAGCGAGCGGUUUCUCAACGGGGUUUAUUGGUUUCUUGGGGAUUCUGGUGCUUAUCAAGAGAUGGAGACUUGCAUUUUUCAAAUUUUGGAGGUUUAUGUAA